Molecule: messenger RNA, 1188 nt
Organism: Colletotrichum truncatum
Lineage: Eukaryota; Fungi; Ascomycota; Sordariomycetes; Glomerellales; Glomerellaceae
Source: RefSeq, a predicted model, not a curated record
AUGGUCCAAGAAAGUCUUCCUCCUGAAGCAUACGAUGACAAGAGGGCAAUCGUCAUCGGAUCAGUGGUUCUCUGCAUCGGGCUUCCUGCAAUACUGGUUGGCCUGCGAGUGUAUACAAGGACUGUCGUCAUUGCAUUGUUCGGCAUUGAUGAUAUCUUUGCUAUCUUUGGGCUCAUGGCUACGACAGGCUGUGGUAUUGCUAUAGCUGCUGGAGUGACUGAACAUGGUCUCGGAAGACACAUAUUGACCCUAGAUUCUUCUGUUAUACCAGAUUAUCUUCACACCUUCUUUGUCUCCAUCGUUCUCUACAACAUCGCUCUCCUCUGCAUCAAGUUAUCUUUUCUGUUCCAGUACUACCGAAUCAUGGCCGUACCGAGAAUGCGACGGACCUAUGCCCUUGCCAUGGUUGUCAUCGGAGCAUGGGCUGUCUCUCAGGUUCUCAUUGCUACGUUCACCUGUAUACCCGUUGAAGGGUUUUGGAACAAGACCAUUCAAGCAAAAUGCAUCCCCUCGCAACCGCAGUGGUAUAUUAAUGCAGCGGGGAACAUAGCUACUGAUGUUGCGGUAUUUGCGCUACCUCUUCCCAUUUUCUGGCAUCUCAGCCUGCCGCGGAAGCAAAGAUUACUUCUGAUGGGUAUUUUCAGCCUCGGCUUUUUCACCGUCGCCAUCUCGGUUGUCAGGACCAAAUACCUCAGCAUUCACAAGGACUUCACAUGGACUAAUGUUGAUGCAUCACUCUGGUCCUUGGGAGAAAUCGCCUCAGCCGUUACCACCGCAUGCCUCCCUACCUUGCGACCUUUCCUGACUGCUAUGUUCCCAAAAAUGAUGGCCCGGGUGAACUAUUCGUUCCACAGUCAUCAGACUGACACUCUGGGCACGUACCCCAUACACCCUUAUUCUGCCUUCACUGCCGACCCAAACGACGUCGACAAAUCCGCAAUGGAAUCGGCCGUCUCUAGUGCAAGAUCGAGCCAUAUGAAAGAUGGCAAGCCGCCGACGCAUGAAUCGCCCUUUCAACAUCACACCACUUCCACUGAAAGCAUCUUCGGGUUGGCAAGCUUACGGGAGGACGCCAUUACCCCCAUGAAGUCUAACUCAAGCCCCACAAGUCCCAGGCUGAUAUGGUAUCCUUCCAAUAAAACCCCCAAUCGCCUGGGGGGUUUUGACCAGCAUGGUUCAGUGAUCUGA